This is a messenger RNA of Durio zibethinus, 943 nucleotides long. RefSeq lists its product as uncharacterized. The record is from RefSeq and is a predicted model, not a curated record. Lineage: Eukaryota; Viridiplantae; Streptophyta; Magnoliopsida; Malvales; Malvaceae.
CCCUUUGCUUUGGCUUGCAAUACUCUCCGAUUACUGGAUCGGUUCUUUGCUGCAAUCUUUCUGAAAUGGAUCGACGAGGACAAGAUAUCAUCGAGUUUAUCCUACGCGUUUUGGAAAUUGAGUUGGGGAGGGAGAGAGAGAAGACAAGGCUUAUGGAAGAGUCGCUAAGGGCUGAUCGAGCUGCACUGGAAGCGAAGGGGAGAGAAAGAUGGAUCCUUAUGAGAGAGAAGGAUCGAAUGCUCGCAGUGAAGGAAGUCGAGGAAAAAUUGGUUGCUGAUUUCCUCGAAGCUGAAGCUAACAAGAAUUUUGAUGAUCAGAAAGCUAUGAUUGACGCUAUUGUAGCUUUGAUGAGCCGUGGCGCCGGUGAGGGAAACAACGCUGGCGGAGUUGACGGCGGUUACGGAGGGGAUAUUAACUACCUUAUCAACACUCAGAACCUGGAUGAGGGAACCGUGAUGGCGGCUAUUGAAGGAACGAAUGGUGAUGGGAAAUGAUAUAGCUAGCACCAACGGUGGUGGUCCUGGUGGAUACGGCCGCGGUUGCAGUGCCUAGCACUGCGAAUACGGUGAUGGUGGAUAUGUCCCUUAUUUUUGGCUUUCACAUGAAAUAACAAACCUGGGUUUUAAUUUGUUUUCAAAUAAUGGUGCAAGUCAUUAAGGUUAGAGUUUCAGUAAUAUGCCGUGUUUGAGUCAAAACCGUUGCUAUUAGCAAGUGUUACUAUUUCUUUUUGUGAAUUUGGCUGUUGAGUUCUCAGACCAUGCUGUUUUACGGGUGUUAUAUCCAGUUACAAGCAUCGGUCAAAUAAGUGUUAUCAAUUUUAAUAAAGUUUUGAUAAAUGUCAUUUCGUUGAAGCAUUUUGUUCUAUGCCAAAAACGUAUUAAUGACGAGGGCCAGAUUGAGGUAAAAUACUUUAGCCGAAGACCAUAAUAUAUACCAUCGACCA